UAGCAAAUCCAAUAUGUCUGCCCCCAUAACGUAGAUUCUAUUUAACGUUAGACUUUAGUUUACUGUAAAUGCAAUGUUUGAGCAUUUGUUUGUGGUAACAGUUACAACAUUUCUGUGUUCCCUGUUCAUAUUUUACUUACUACGACGGAUUUUAAGAGAGACAGAGGUGACCAAUGACAGUGUUAGUGAAUUUUCUUCUUGCAUUAACCCUAACUGUGUAAGAUGUACUCUGUAUCGUCAAGUUACAGUGAGAGCGUGUCAGAGAUAUAAACAACUCUGUAAGUUUCAGACAGAAACACUAGAAUCAACACGCAGAGUAGAACAAUCUUUGCAGGUUCAUGGGUCAAAUGGACAAAUGCUGAAUGGCAGUGCCACAGAUCCUUUGGUUUUUCACCUGAAAGAUUUGAAAUUGGAAGCGGUUUACAGCCCGCAAUCAUGUCACCAAUUCGCAGAUGAUGUCAGACUGUUAGAAUAUAAUAAAGAAACAAUUUUUUCUGAUUUUCUGUUUGUGAGUAAGCCAAAGUAUCAGCACCUUUGGUCAAAGAAUAACACUCCAAAUGGACAGUGGUGUGUAUUUCAUCUCAUAAACCAGGGAAGGGUUGUGCAAGAUAAUGUUGCCAUAUGUGAAAAAACAUUUGGGAUAAUAACAAAAUUACAUAAUAUAAUGAACAGAAAUGUCUUUGGAAAUGUUUUGUUUUCUGUUGUCAACCCAGGAACGACAAUAUCAACACACUGUGGACCAACAAACAUCAGAAUCCGAUGUCAUUUAGGACUAAAAACUGUUGAUGAGUGUAUUCUAACAGUUUCUGGGAUGCAGAACAAGUGGCAGGUGGGAAAAUGUUUGUUGUUCAAUGAUUCUUUUCUCCAUGGAGUCAGUCACCAGGGUAGGGAGGAGGAGGGGUCUCGUUGUGUGCUUAUUGUGGACCUUUGGCAUCCAGAUAUCUCCUCUCAGGAGAGAAAUGCAAUAGACUUUAUAUUUUCUCCAGUUAAAAGGUUAACACAGUAAUAUGUAUGUUUACAUAUGUGAAAGUUGGAGAAAAAACUGAGUACUUAGAAUUGUGAACAACAAAUGUCACUUAUCAAAAAAUAAAAAAAUGUUUUUCAACAA
This is a messenger RNA of Saccostrea echinata, 1108 nucleotides long. RefSeq names its product aspartate beta-hydroxylase domain-containing protein 2-like. The coding region runs from base 74 to 1006 and encodes 310 amino acids. The record is from RefSeq and is a predicted model, not a curated record. The transcript is spliced from 2 exons. Lineage: Eukaryota; Metazoa; Mollusca; Bivalvia; Ostreida; Ostreidae.